AUGGCUAUGCGAAAUAUUCAUUAUUCUUCCAUUGCCAUUGUGGUGCUAAUCGUCUCGACUGCUUUUAUGGUUCCGACAAGAGUGAGUGCUAUUGGAGUUUGUUAUGGAAGGGUAGGAAAUAACUUGCCACCACCUCCAGAGGUUGUGGCUCUGUUCAAGUCCAACCAAAUCGAUCGCAUGAGAAUUUAUGAACCGUACCCUGAUGUGCUUGCCGCCUUGGCUGGAUCCAACAUAAGUCUCAUAGUCGGGACGCUCAACCAAGACGUGCAACGAUUGGCCCUUGAUGUUUCGGCGGCUCAAAAUUGGGUCAAAACCAAUAUAGUCCCCCACAUCGGCAAUGUCAACUUUCGUUACAUCAACGUUGGCAAUGAGAUCAUUCCGAGUGAUAUGGCUCAGUUCAUCCUCCCCGCCAUGUGCAAUGUCCAAAGUGCACUACUCGCGAACAACAUUAACACCAUCAAAGUUACCACUUCGGUGGCCAUGACUGUGCUCGGGGCUUCAUAUCCACCUUCGGCCGGGGAUUUCACGGUCGCGGCAAAAGUUAUCAUCAGCCCCAUUGUGCAUUUCCUCGCGGCGAAUGAGGCUCCGCUCCUUGUGAACAUUUACCCAUAUUUUGCGUACAAGGAUAACUCCAAGGAUAUUUCAUUGGACUAUGCCUUAUUCAAAGCGACCAGGGUGAUAGUUCAAGAUGGAAAUUUUGGAUACCAAAAUCUAUUUGAUGCAAUGUUGGAUUCGGUCAAUGCGGCGAUGGAGAAAGUUGGAGGGGCAAGUGUGGGUGUCGUGGUUUCCGAGAGUGGUUGGCCAUCCGGCGGUGACUUUGGAGCGGAAGUCAACAAUGCUGGCACUUACAAUCAGAAUUUGAUCAACCAUGUUGCGAAAGGGACACCAAGGAAGCCUGAUCCAAUUGAGACAUACUUGUUCGCGAUGUUCAACGAGAAUCAAAAAGGUCCAGCGGAGUUGGAGAAGUUCUUUGGUCUCUUUUUUCCGGACAAGACACCGGUUUAUCCUUUGAAAUUUACCUAA
Zingiber officinale is the source of this 1023-nucleotide messenger RNA. RefSeq names its product glucan endo-1,3-beta-glucosidase-like. Lineage: Eukaryota; Viridiplantae; Streptophyta; Magnoliopsida; Zingiberales; Zingiberaceae. The transcript is spliced from 2 exons. Gene Ontology annotation, biological process: carbohydrate metabolic process. Gene Ontology annotation, cellular component: plasma membrane. The coding region runs from base 1 to 1023 and encodes 340 amino acids. Gene Ontology annotation, molecular function: hydrolase activity, hydrolyzing O-glycosyl compounds. The record is from RefSeq and is a predicted model, not a curated record.